AUUUAAAAACAAACAACAACACAAAAUAUAACGAAAACAGACUUCUACACGUGAAGAUUGUUACAAAAUAAAUGAAAUGGAUACCUUGCACUGGAUUCUAACCAGUGCAGAUUUCCGAGUGUAUAGCAAGCAAGAAAUUCUUGAGCUAAGUGUAAAGGAGAUAGUGAGUCCACAGACUUUUGAUUUAUUGCAGAAUGCUGUUAUUGGUGGUCUCCAUGAUCCAGCUCUGGGUCCCAGUAGACGAGAUGACCGCUGUGAAACAUGUGGGCAAAGUGAGAGAAACUGCGCUGGGCAUUUUGGUCACAUUAAAUUACCAGUUUUGGUCUUUAAUCCAAUGUUCUUUAAAAUUUUGUUAAAGUUGUUACAAGGCAGUUGUAUGGGUUGCCAUAAACUUGGCUUAAGAAAUGCUCACAUGAAGCUGUACACUUAUCAGCUCAAGCUCCUUGAGAAAGGAUUUUUAGUUCAAGCUGAGGACAUGAUAGAAAGGUUUUUAAACUCUGAACUGGCAGAGGAUGUUAUAAUACAGGAGAUGAAGGAUUAUUACACAAAUGUUUUGCAAGGUGACAAAGAUGAAUCUGUCCUAUCUAAAAACAUCAUCACUUUUAGACACCAAACUGUAGCCAUGAUACUACGUAUGUUGGCUAAGACAAAAUCUAUUUGUUUACAUUGCCACACCAAGAACCGGUCGCUAAAAGCUGAGUAUAAUCAAACAAUUGUUGGCACAAUGUCAGACGAUAGAUCUUCCAAAAAAAGAGUUAUAGCCAAAAAAGUCGAAGAUAACAACCUAGGAACAGAAACCGCAGUGGAUGAUGCAGUGGAAAUGGACAACCAGCAGUCUAGUCCUAAUUCAAAUGAAACACUUGGGCCUGAUGUGACCUCCUCACCAAUGGAUGACCAGUUACAGUUAGAAUUGGAAAACUUUUUAAAGUCAAAACACAAGCGGUGCAUCUUGUCUCCUAAUAUUGCCAGAGAGCACAUUAAAAUGGUGUGGGAUAAUAGCAAAGAUUUCCUGAAACAACUUUUUCCAUUUUUGGCAACAGUGAAAAAGGCUGAUUGCCCUACAGAUGUAUUCUUUUUGGAUGUCCUUCCAGUCCCACCGUCACGUUUUCGGCCACUAAGUGUGAUGAAAGAGCGCAAGUAUGAACACCCACAAACAGCCAACUUGUCUAAUAUCAUCAAGGAGUGUGUAACAUUGAGAGACUUGCUGCAACUGUAUAACAAGCGGCUGGAAGCUGGAGGCAAUGUUCUUGGAUUAACCUUGCCAGAAACAGCUGAGAGCGUGGCCAUUAAUAUUCAGAAAAUUAUGGCAUCGUGGUUGAGGCUACAGUCUAAGGUCAAUGUAGUGCUGGACAGUGACCUAGAUAAACUCUCUCAAGACAAGUCGAUCGGAAUCAAACAGCUACUGGAGAAGAAGCAAGGUUUGUUUAGGAUGCACAUGAUGGGAAAGCGUGUUAACUAUGCUGCCCGCUCAGUCAUCUCCCCUGACCCUUACAUAUCCACCAAUGAAAUUGGAAUACCAAUGGUUUUUGCCUCCAAGCUCACGUAUCCUCAGAGGGUGACUCCAUGGAACAUACAUCAGCUGCGGCAGUUGGUUAUCAAUGGCCCCGAUAUCUAUCCAGGUGCUGUCAGUGUGGUCAGUGAAGAUGGCACUGUCGUAAAACUGAAUCCAAGUAAUGCAAGUCAGAGGGAAGCUGUGGCCAAACAGUUGCUGGUGCCAGACAAGAAUGUGUCUGGAUCUAAAAUAGUCAAUCGUCAUUUGAUCAAUGGUGACUAUCUGAUUUUGAACAGACAGCCUACUCUACAUAAACCCAGUAUGCAGGUCCACAAGGCUCGAGUGCUCCCCUCUAUAAAGACAUUGAGAAUGCAUUAUUCCAACUGUAAGGCGUACAAUGCUGAUUUUGAUGGGGAUGAAAUGAAUGCCCACUUUCCUCAGUGUGAACGCAGUAGAGCAGAAGCUGCCUGCAUUGCUUGUACAGAUUACCAAUAUUUGGUGCCCAAGGACAGUACCCCACUGGCUGGUCUCAUACAAGAUCACAUGGUAUCUGGUGUGGCUUUGACAAUACGAGGAAGGUUUUUUACAAGGGCUGAAUACUGUGGUUUGGUCUGGAGCGCUAUGAAUGAUUGGAAAGAGAAAAUCGACAUUCUACCUCCUACCAUUUUGAAGCCUACUCCGCUGUGGUCUGGGAAACAGAUUAUCAGCACCAUUUUAAUCAAUUUGAUUCCUAAAGGCAAAGGUCUUAUUAAUCUGAGCGGCAAGGCUAAAAUCCCAGAGAAGAGCUGGCUACCUUGGACUAGCAAGGUCAACAUGCCAUUAAAUAUGGCUGCUUUGGAAACUGAGGCACUGGGGGAGAGCACUGUGAUCAUCAGGCAGGGGGAGCUGCUGCAGGGUGUAUUGGACAAGGCUCAUUAUGGCCCUUCAUCCUAUGGUCUGGUGCAUUGUUGCUAUGAGCUCUAUGGUGGAGAAAUGGCUGGGAAAUUUUUAACCUACCUUGGUCGACUUUUUACAUCAUUCCUACAGAUGGUUGGAUUCUCUCUUGGAGUUGGAGAUAUUUUAGUACAGAGACGGGCAAACAAAAGGAGGAAAGAUUUUAUCAAAAAGUCUCUCCACAUUGGUAAAAAUGCUGUGUUGAAAGCAUUGAACUUAAACCCUGAGACCACCACAGAGACAGAUUUGUUACUUGAGCUGAAAGAAGCUCACUUCGACAAGACUGGCAUGAAGAUGGCAGAGCUGGACAUGUGUAUGAAGUCUGAGACAGAUAAAAUACAGGACAACAUUGCCAAAGCAAUCAUGCCUGGCAGACUUGAAAAAGGUUUCCCAGCAAAUAGUCUGCAACUGAUGGUACAGUCUGGAGCCAAAGGUUCACCAGUCAACUGUAUGCAAAUCUCUUGUCUGCUUGGUCAGAUAGAGCUAGAAGGCAGACGUCCUCCUCUCAUGAUGAGUGGUAGGUCCCUCCCAUCCUUUCUGCCCUACGAUGUUGCCCCUAAGGCUGGAGGUUUUAUUACUGGACGUUUCUUGACAGGCAUCAGGCCACAAGAAUAUUUCUUCCACUGCAUGGCUGGUAGAGAGGGUUUGAUUGAUACCGCUGUCAAGACAAGUCGUAGUGGUUAUUUACAGAGGUGUUUAGUCAAACAUUUAGAAGGGCUUAUGGUGAACUAUGACUGUACAGUGAGAGACAGUGAUGGAGGAGUCAUUCAGUUUUAUUAUGGUGAGGAUGGUCUGGAACCUAUGAGGAGCACUUUCCUUCAGGCCUCUCAGUUCCCAUUUCUAACAGAGAAUCUUCAUGUGCUACUGAGUACCUCACACAAUCCAUGGCACAACAGUGGUCAGAACAAAAACAUCAGCAGAACAUGGAAACGGAUCAGUAAGUGGAGGUCUCACACUACUCAAGAAGGACACUGGUACAACAGAGACAGCAGCUUUUUGAAGUUUUGUAACAGCCAGACUGAGUCCCUAACACAGGAGGACAGAGAGACCAUUGUCAGAACAGGCCAAUGUCUGGGUAGAUCUCUUGCCUCUCAGAAGCUCUGUUCUGCCUGGGCGGCAUUAGAGGAGGAAGAAAAGGGAAGAAUGACUCCACGUGUCAGCAGUCCAGAUCCUUUGAUGUCCAGAUUUUUUCCUCACUCUUAUCCAGAUGUUCUUUCAGAAAAGUUUAGGCAUCAACUGAAUGUCUACUGUAAAAAAAGCUUCAAAAAGGUGACGGCUAAAAUGUCUCAAAACUGCAGCGCUGAUGUUUUUAUGUCUGCUAUCAAUAAGAAGUUUGUACAAUGUAUGGCACACCCUGGAGAAGCUGUUGGCUUAGGCUGUGCACAGUCCAUUGGUGAGCCCUCCACUCAGAUGACCUUGAACACAUUUCACUUUGCUGGUCGUGGUGAGAUGAAUGUGACCUUGGGUAUCCCCCGCUUGAGAGAAAUUUUGAUGACAGCCUCUGCCAACAUUAAAACCCCUUCAAUGGAUGUGCCUGUCAUCCCUGUGCCAGAUUUCAAAGAGAAGGCAGAGUGGCUGCAGAAACAUUUGAACAGGGUCACCAUGGACAAGGUUGUUCAGAAGGUCAAGGUCAAAGUUUAUUCACAGUGUGGUACUGAAAGUGGAAAUAGAGGAAGCUAUAAAUACUUUGAGGUCAAGAUCAAAUUUCUUCCUCGUCGUGACUUUGAGAGUUUGACCAACUUGACGUACAAGGAAAUAAUGAAAUAUGUGGUGAAACAGUUUCUGGUGAAUGUAGACACUAAUAUCAAGAAGGAAAAUAUCAUCAUUGAGAGAACAACGCUAUUAUCCACGGGCAGAGUAAAUCGAUCCACUGCAGAGAAUAAAGAAGACACAGCUGCAGAGAAUCCACCAGAUGAAAAUGAGGAUGAUGAUAUAGAGGUAGAAGCUAAUGAUGGGGAUGCUGCAGCAGUGAAGGAGCAGCAACGGCAGACAGACACCCAGGAGUAUAUUGGGGAGGAAGAGGAACAGCAGGAAGUUUCUUUCAAUGAUGGAAGUGAUGAUGAUGAAGAUGAUGCAGAAGAAAGUGAAAAUGACAAUACUAAUGAACAAGAGGCUGACAUUCAGGAACAUAAGAACCUCGUCAAACAGGCCACUUCCUACAGCUUCGUCAAAGAUUUCAAGUUUGAUAAAAAGAAAAGACGCUGGUGUACAAUCACAUUCAUGUAUGAGCAAAGCCAUCUUCAAUUGGACAUCAGGAUGUUAUUAGACAGGACUAUCAAAUCUGUUGUCCUUCAUCAAGUCAAGGGCAUCACUAGGGCAUUUCUAACAGAGGAGAAAGAGAAUGGAGAGACAGUAGUGCACCUGAAGACAGAAGGUGUAAACAUGCAGGAAUUGUUCAAAUAUCCCGAUAUACUGGAUCUGAACCAACUGUAUUCCAAUUGUGUUCACACUAUGGCUAAUACUUAUGGGAUUGAAGCAGCCAACAGGGUUAUAAUUAAGGAAAUUCAAAAUGUCUUUGGUGCCUACGGUAUCUUGGUAGAUUACCAUCACCUUUCUUUGCUGGCAGACUUCAUGACCACCAGAGGGACCUACGACGCCUUCAACCGCAGGGACAUUCACUUCAACACAUCACCUCUUCAGAAAAUGACUUUUGAAACCACAAUGAAUUUCUUGCUGGAUGCCUGCCUGUCUGGCAGUAAAGACAGCCUGAAGUCUCCCAGUUCCAGCCUAGUGGUCGGCAAUGUUGUAGGUGUGGGGACAGGAUGUUUUGAGAUUCUAGACCCCUUACAGUAGAAACAUUUAAAUAGUUUAUUUUUUAGACAAUUAAAUAUCAAUCGCUAAUGAGGUAACUAUUUCUUAGUGCUUACAAGUCUAAGGUUGUAAAAAAUAAUUUUGAGGUCUUCAUUUUGUUAUUUUGGUUUUGUUAUUUCUGGCUACUCUAUUUACUUUGUAAGAGAAAACAAAAAGAUUGAUGAUUGCAGCCUCAAUGAAGAGAUUUAAAAUUAUAUUUGCAUAGCUACUGCAUUUGUUAUAACCCAAUGAUGGCAGUCAAUGUUUACUCGUUUCUUAUAAAAAAAAAAGUUGCAAACUGUGCAUGUGUUUGUAUUGAGUUGAAUGUUUAUGUUUUGCUUGAUAAGAGUUUCAUCAUAGUUAGCAAGUACAUGUGUAUGUAAUGUUGUUGACAGCAACUGCAAUGAUAGGAUUAUUGCAUCAUGUAAUUGCAUCAAGAUGAAAAACAAAAUUUGAUUUGUAUAACUUGGAAUGUAAUCUACAUUGAUUAAAAAUUGAUUUUAUUCUA
Biomphalaria glabrata is the source of this 5723-nucleotide messenger RNA. RefSeq names its product DNA-directed RNA polymerase I subunit RPA1-like. Gene Ontology annotation, biological process: DNA-templated transcription. NCBI's taxonomy places the organism in Eukaryota, Metazoa, Mollusca, Gastropoda, Planorbidae. The coding region runs from base 77 to 5218 and encodes 1713 amino acids. Gene Ontology annotation, molecular function: DNA binding; DNA-directed RNA polymerase activity. The transcript is spliced from 35 exons. The record is from RefSeq and is a predicted model, not a curated record. Gene Ontology annotation, cellular component: RNA polymerase I complex.